AUGGCGCCGUUCUCGCUCUCCGCGCUUCUGAACCAGCCGCACCCCGCCGUCCGCGUCGGCCUCUUGCGGUGCCGGAGCCGCCGUCCGGCUCUCUCCUCUUCCGUGUUUCGUCGCCCGUUGGCCCACUUCGGAGUGUUUCCUCAUAGGUUGGAAUCCUCCGCAGGUCCCUCAACAAGCUUGAGCCGCCUCUCCGAUUCCUACGUUCUUCCCCAGAAGUCUGGAAUCAAUGGAAACGGCUUCCUCGUUCCCAAGUCGGGCGCUGCCCACAGAACCUGCCGUCUUGUACGCUGGAGCGGGUCGAUUGCUGCAGCGGCGUCAGUUGAUAGCCAGGUCGAGUAAGUGUUUUUCUUCUCCAUUACCCCGACUAUUUUUAUGACACAGUUAAGAGUCUCGAGAAAGGAAAUUAACAGAAUGUAGGGAUUCUCCAUCCAGAUUUAUAGACUAGUCUACCGAACAUGAUUCCCUUUACAAAUGUGUAUUUACAUCCUCUAUCAUGGACCAAAUUUCCUACAUUCAACGAAUGUAGUAAUCAUGUGAUCGUGUUGAAUGUGGCUGAAAAUUAAUUUUCUUAAUCAAGAAGGGCAUACUCCAAUGUGCGUAAAAUUUUCUCAGUCUAAUUCUGGGAUAUGGAAGUAAAUGAUAAAGUGUUCCCAAAAUAUUGAUGAGUGAAUGGAUUUACGUCUAAGAUCAGUACACUAUUCGGAGUUGGGUGUUUCCUGCCUCAUAUUAUUGAUGGGAAAAGGUUAUAUGCGAAAUGCCCAUCAUAUUUUGAAUUAAUAGAUGAGAGAGAAAAAAAUCAGAAAACCUCGGAAAUACCUUUAGAAAGUCAUUAAACAUUAAAUAUUUGUUGUCCAUUCUCACCAGUUUAAAAAAAUGGUAUCAUGAACUUGGAUUUUAAGGUGAUAAAGUCAAGCAAGGCCUCCUAUAAUUGAACUUUUCAAUGUUUUUUUCAUACUUAUGUUUUCAUUUUUGUAGUUACCAUUUUUUGUUCUAUUGUAUGAAAUUUAUAGAUUUUUUAUGAAUUUUAUUUUUAUGCUUUUUCGUAAAUAUGGUUUAGACCGGUUCAUGCAUGGUUGAUCCACUGGGUAAAAAUACAGCCGAGCACGUAUGACAUUUUUCUGAGCGAAAGUCACAUUCCACAUCUCUUGGGCAUUUGUGUGGCUCGCAUUCAGCUGAAUGUUUCAUUGCAUGUGCGUGAGUUGUUCCCACCCUGACUGCGCAUGCACGAUUUGGGCACAUUUAUGAUGUCUUGCUUGCUUUCACUAGGUGAUAUGGCACGUGACAUUUAAGAUGUCUUAUUCCAGGGCUUUGCAGCAAAGAUUUAGGCACUCUAACCAGUUCAAGGGUCCCAAGGUGGUUCCCAGUACCUAACUAACCUUAUCUUCACUAGGUGAUACAUUGAGAAUCAUGUUGGGACCUCAAAAUGCGAUCAUUCGCCUUUUUGACAGAGGGAAUUUCCAGGCAAGUUGUAGUAUAAUCUCUGGAUUUUUCAUGACAUAGAUGUCUGCUCUGGGGUGAUAUCUAUAUAUAUAUAUAUAUAUCAUGUGCCAAAGGGUAACAUCUGACUCCAAUCACGUUUCAGUACUCUUUGGAUUAAAUCGACUAAAUAAAUGGACACAGUUGAAGAUUUGUUUCAAAGUUUUUUGGUAAAAUGAGAUACUGGAACUAUUGAGUAAAUUGCGUGAAUGAGUAGCGAGCCAGAACUUUCUUUGAGGGUCGAUGGACCUCUAGAAAGUUCUGGCAUGCAGUAUUGUUAAGUAUCUUGAUAUAGGAUCCAUUAUUUAUGAUCCAGGAGAUGCAAGUGCUAAAUAAUUCAAGUUGCAAAGCUUACUCUAUCAGGGAUAUACUUAGACUUUUUAUCAUAAAAGUUAUCAAGAAGAAUGUCACAACUGCGAUGUGAAUCAUGAUCUGAUAAUUGCUUAACUCCUUAAAUGAGUGAAACCUGUGUCAUGAGUUCAAUAAACAUGUAGACCCUAUUCAAUACAACAUUUACUUCACAAAUUAACUCCCCCAUUGUUAUUUGGGAAAGCAUCCUUAGCAAUGUUUUCCAUGGUCCCCAAAUUUAAGUGUCCAUGGCAAGCAGCGUUUAUAGUAGUACAUAGUUCUGUUUGACUUAUCAUGUGAUGUUUUUUCCCAGAUAUGCCAACCUAGUAUAUAACGACAGAUAUAUUGCACUUCUAUUAAUUAGGAGCAUAAAUCAAUUGAUUCUAUACACGUAUAUGUGUACUGUCAAUGACAACUUGAUCUACCUGAUGGAUCCAAUGAUUCCAAUCUACCUUCUGAUUUAUUAAAUAUGAGCACCAGCUACUUUCUCUAUCAAUGUCACAAAUUUCUUGUUCAGUGAUUCAUUUUUCAAAAAAAUUGAAAAGGAUAUGCCUGUCAAAUAUCCCAAAAUAUAUGUUGGAGGAACAUGCAGAUUUCUUAUGAGAAAUUUAAAAUUAUGCUUACCAAUUUGAAAGUUACAAGCGUGCAAGUCUUUUUUUAUAACCAAGCACCUUUUUUAAAAGGCCACUUGUUCAACCCAAGAAAGGUUACAUUAGUUUUGGGAGUUAGGUCCGAGUACUGACUUCUUAAUAGCUUUUUUCCGAAGUUUUUGGAGAGAAUUUUUUUUGAUGAUGCAUCACUACCGCAGAAACUUUUGAGGUGACGAGAAAGUUUAAAACCACCCUUCUUCAGGGUACUCAGUCAUUAAUAUUUUCGUUGCUAUCAUCUCACAUGGCAUUUUGGCAUAUUAAUCUAGGCCUAUUUAUAAAAUUCUAUAUUCAUGAGUUUCCGUGUAAGCUUUGUAGCUAACUCGGCAUUCUUCUUCUUCUUGCUUAUUUUUCCUCCUCUUAACUUCUUUUGUUUUUAUAUAUUCCGGAAGUAAUUUGUCUUCUACUUUGGUGGCAUUAUGGUUGUAUUCAAAGAAAUGUUUUGUAUUUUGUUAAGGGUUUAGGAGAAAUAUUUUUCUGGAAAAUCAUGGUGCGGUAUUUUUUUUUUUUUGAAAUAAUAUGUCUACCUCUUUUUCUUUUAGUUUUAUUGGUUCAAGUGCUGUUUAGAAAAUGAACAUGGAUUAUGGAGUUUGAAAAAGUAUUAAAGAGAGUUUCCCCCUAUUCUGCUUUCUCAGCUUGGCACCAACGUACAGUUCGGUCCCGCACAAAGGUCGGAUAUACCAUGAGACAUAUGGAUGCCAAAUGAAUAUUAAUGACAUGGAAAUAGUGUUAUCUAUCAUGAAGAAAGAAGGUUACGUGGAAGUUGUGCAGGACCCAGAGAGUGCAGAAAUUAUCUUUAUCAAUACGUGUGCCAUCAGAGACAAUGCUGAGCAGAAAGUAUGGCACAGGCUUAACUACUUCUGGUUUCUUAAAAGAGAAUGGAAAAGCAAUGUUUCUACUGGAAGGGCAUAUUCUUCACGUCCUCCGAAGAUAGUCGUUUUGGGGUGCAUGGCGGAGAGGUUGAAAGAUAAAAUACUGGACGCAGACAAGAUGGUAGAUGUAGUUUGUGGACCCGAUGCGUACAGGGAUUUGCCUCGUUUGUUGGAAGAGGUUGAUUAUGGACAAAAGGGUAUCAACACUCUUCUAUCCCUCGAGGAGACAUACGCUGAUAUUAGUCCAGUCAGGAUUGCUAGCAAUUCGGUCACUGCAUUUGUUUCAAUCAUGAGGGGAUGUAAUAAUAUGUGUUCCUUUUGCAUUGUUCCGUUCACUAGAGGAAGAGAGAGAUCUCGUCCUGUGGAAUCAAUCGUGAGAGAGGUUGGUGAGCUUUGGAAGGAAGGAGUGAAGGAAGUAAUGCUUCUGGGCCAGAAUGUGAAUAGCUACAACGAUGCUUCAGAGCUCAAAGAUGUUGAACAUGGAAGCAACUGGCAACUUAGUGAAGGGUUUAAGAGCAUGUCCAAAGUUAAGACCAUGGGAUUGCGAUUCUCGGAUCUCUUGGACAGACUAUCCACCGAAUUUCCAGAGAUGCGUUUCCGAUUUACAUCCCCACAUCCCAAGGAUUUUCCUGAUGAUCUUCUUAUUCUGAUGAGAGAUAGGUAUAAUGUCUGCAAAAAUAUUCAUCUGCCAGCGCAAUCAGGGAACACACUGGUGCUUGAAAGAAUGCGCCGUGGUUAUUCACGAGAGGCAUACUUGGAUCUUGUGGAGAAAAUCCGGAGUAUCAUUCCUGACGUUGGGUUAAGUAGUGAUUUCAUUUGCGGUAAGUAUUUGUUCAAGUUAUUUUUGUAUCAUCUUCCACAUUUUCCCAUGUUUGCUCUCUUAUUUAUGGUAAAGACCUUCAUUUUGAAUAUUUUCACUAUGGGUCGUCUAUUUCUUCAAAGCUGUAGCGGGCAUGUCUAAUAUAACUUCAACCCAUUAGGGUUUUCCGAAUUCGAUCUCUUAACAACUCUUUGCUUUAUUUUAUAUCACGAGGACGUGUGAAUUGCUUGUAUCAUGCUGUGCUUCUUUGAAAAUUUUCAUACAUCAUAGAAAUGCCUUCUCUAAAAGCACAAGGACGAGCCUUUAGCAUAUCCCUCUGCUUUUAUUGAUGGUAUGAUAGAUUGAAUGGGUACCAUGGACACAAAGAAUUGCACAUCUACUGAUAUAUUAUGUAUUAGUUCGUCUAGUAUUCCAAUUUCAUAAAACCUUAUAAUCUCCUACUAUAUAAGGACAAUUUGCAAAGUUAAAAUGUUUCCACUAGAUCAUCAGCAGAUUAAUUUUUUGAAAAGAACAAACGAUUUUUGCUCAUUUUUCUCCACCCUUGCAACAGAGAGCUUGGGUUUUCAACAUGUGCAUCCAUUACAUCCCCAAUCCUUCAUAGGGGAAUCUUGUCACAACGGCGCAAUCAAACUGCUUUCCCUUAGUCUUUUAGUACCGUUUGCAUGAAGUGCAGUGCGCCUAAUCAGGCUCAUAUUGGUGUCUGUUGCUGGGUCCUGUUGCUUCAGGAUUCUGUGGAGAGACAGAGGAGGAACAUGGCGACACCUUAAGCCUUGUGAAAGCCGUUGGAUAUGACAUGGCUUACAUGUUCGCGUACAGCAUGAGGGAGAAAACCCAUGCCCACAGGAACUAUGUCGACGACGUUCCAGAUGAUGUGAAGCAGAGGAGAUUGUCUGAGCUCAUCGCUACCUUCCGAGAAACCACAGGCCAGUGCUACGACGCCCAAGUCGGAACCGUCCAGCUGGUUCUCGUGGAAGGACCCAACAAAAGAGCGCCGGAAAAGGAGCUGAUGGGGAAGAGUGACAGAGGCCACAGAGUCUCAUUCCUCAGUGAACCUCUGGAGCACUCGUUUGAGGCGGAUGGUAUGAGAAAACCUCAGAUUGGAGACUAUGUGGAAGUUCAUAUUCUAACAUCUUCACGAGCAUCUCUAUUUGGAAAGGCUCUUGCUCGUACAACCCUCGGCUCAUUCCACAAUGGGAAGGCAUCGUCCUCGAGAGAAAGAACGUGUUGA
Molecule: messenger RNA, 5391 nt
Organism: Spirodela intermedia
Lineage: Eukaryota; Viridiplantae; Streptophyta; Magnoliopsida; Alismatales; Araceae
Source: the annotation of a GenBank genome assembly